Orbicella faveolata is the source of this 1158-nucleotide messenger RNA. RefSeq names its product Golgi-associated plant pathogenesis-related protein 1-like. The record is from RefSeq and is a predicted model, not a curated record. NCBI's taxonomy places the organism in Eukaryota, Metazoa, Cnidaria, Anthozoa, Scleractinia, Merulinidae. Gene Ontology annotation, cellular component: extracellular region.
AUAGGUCGGGAAAAGCCGACAAACUUUGUUUUAAUAAUGUGAGCACAUGUAUGUAUGUAAACUUUUUGCGACCAACCAACCAAUCAGCUAACCGGCUAAUCGAAAAAAACAAUUAGCCAAGGAACCAACUAAAACAUCAUGCGCUCAACCAAGAAAUUAACGCUAACCAACUAACCAAGCAACCAAGCAACCUGCCCAAUCAAGAAAAAGACAAACGAACCAACCAAUCAAGAAAUUAACCAGCUGACCAACCAACUAGCCAGCUGGAAUGUAUAUAACUCAGGCCGCCUGAUACUCUUGUUUGAAUGAGCUAUAGAUGCAAUCAGCUAGCAGAGAACCAUACUUUAAGACCUUCUUGUUAUAUAUUGCGAUAAUUUUCUUCUACCGCAAGAAGAACUUCAGUUCGGUCAAAUUUUCAGUCUGACUAUCAAGAGCCACUCAGAUACGGCCACAUUGUCACCGUUCAGAGUUUUGGGGCAUGUUGCUUGUCUGAUGGACGGGGCUCCUCUCAGCUCUUCUCCACUUUGGCAAAAUCAGUGCUUGUUAGGGUUAACUGCUAACCUUCAGUUUUAUUUAGGCUCAUAUGAAGAGGACGGCUUGACUGCACAUAACAAGUAUCGCGAGAUCCAUGACGCUCCUCCCAUGAGAUUAGAUUCUAGCAUGACCAGGCAGGCAAGGGCCUAUGCUCAGCGGCUGGCAAGAAUGGGCAGUCUACAGCACUCGAGUUCUAGUGAGAGACCGGGUCAGGGUGAGAAUCUCGCCAUGGCGUGCGGCUCAGGAGGCUUGUCAGCCCAGAGAGCUGUAGCGAUGUGGUACGAAGAAGUUUGCAAGUUCAACUUCGACAAUCCCGAACAGAGUCGCGGCGCGGGUCACUUCACUCAGAUAGUUUGGAAAAAUAGUGUGGCGCUGGGGGUAGGAGUAGCUCACUCAGGGCGCUGUACUUAUGUGGUUGGCCGGUAUCGUCCCGCAGGAAAUAGGAGGGGUCAGUUCAAGAAAAAUGUUGCUAAAGGUAGUUUCGAUAAAAGUCAUUGCGGUGGUUGAGGCGGAGGUCGUGGUGGAGGAGGAUGGGGUCGACGUUGACGCUAAGCAUCAUAUGUGCAUCAAAACUGCUACCUGUGUUAAACUAAAAAAGAAACCAAUAAAGUAGUUGUAACCUUG